AACUCCCAGCUGCACUAGUUCCAUUACAAAUAAAAACAAAAAUUCGUUUUCAUGUGAAUUUAUUAUCUCUUUUGGAAAAGUCAUAACGAAAUUAGAAUUUUUGUUUAUAAUUUUUUUCUCCUCCUCUUCGUUGUUUAAAUAAAAUAAAAUUUACUCGUUGGGCAUUGUUCACGUUUGUCAAAACAUGCUUAAACCCAAUAGCAAUUUAAUAGAAACAGACGCACUCAUGGUAGCUGAAUGAAUCGCGAAACAAGAACUACUAACUCAAAAGUUUAUAAACUUCCGAACGAAAAAGGAAAUUCAAGAAGCAGCUAUUAUGUGAAAAAAACAUUUUCCGUUAUUUUGUAUCCUUUUAUAUUUUUGUUUAGUUCCUUUUCAUUUUUAUUUUCUGAGCUAUUUAAAUUAUUUCGUGGUUUGUGUACCUCUACUAAAGACACAAAUAACACAAUCAGAACAAGUAUUGGUCCCUGUGAAGAUGGAAAUAAAAGUUUAGUACCUGAUACAGAUAUGGACACUUCGAAUCCUUUUUCUGUGCAACGGCAUCAUCACCGUAAAGCAUUUGAUUUAAUAUCUAAAGCCCUGAAAAUUGACGAAGAAAAUUAUGGCCCAAAAAACCUAGCUAUUGAGUUAUAUCGCCAAGGUAUUGAUGAAUUAAAGAAAGGAAUUGCAGUUGAUUGUAGUGUAGGAAGCAGUCAAACUGUAGAACGAUCGAAACGAUUGCAUGAGAAGAUGUGUACUAACCUAAGUAUGGCUCAAGAUCGAUUAUACUAUUUGGAAAAUUUAAACAGUCCAAACCUUGAAACCCUGGAGACAAAUCCUUCAAGAAGACGUACAUGGCAACAACCAGCUCCAUUAAAAUUAAAUGUAUGUUUCCCAGAUGUUACAGGAGGAGAUAAAAAUCCUAGUCCAACUUCACCCAUAACAAAUGAAAGUAAAAAACAAAUUCGGAAAUUUAUUCCUCCUUCUAAAUCGUUUAGUGUGCCUCGUACGUUACCUUCUUCACCACGUCGAACUCCUACUAUGUUGCCCAAAAAGAAGCCAACAUCUCCCACUAAUGUUCGACGACAAAUUCCUGCAUCAAAUAUGAAACGAGAUAACUCUAAAAAUUCUAUUCCAAUACAAUCAAGACUACAAAAGUUGAACAAAAUUUCUAGUCUUAAAGGCGUUGAUCCUAAACUUGCACAGAUGAUAAUGGAUGAAAUAGUUGAUGGUGGACCAAGUAUAUCAUUUGAUGACAUUGCCGGACAAAAUGUAGCUAAACAAGCUUUGCAUGAAAUGGUUAUUUUACCAACAGUUCGUCCUGAGUUGUUUACUGGUCUUAGAACUCCACCAAAAGGUCUUUUAUUAUUUGGGCCUCCAGGAAAUGGUAAAACAAUGCUGGCCAAAGCUGUAGCCUGUGAAUCUAAUUCAACAUUCUUGAACAUCAGUGCUGCUUCUUUGACAUCAAAAUACGUUGGUGAGGGUGAAAAAUUAGUUCGUGCUUUGUUUGCUGUUGCUCGAGAACUUCAACCUACUAUUGUGUUUAUAGAUGAAGUUGAUUCUUUGUUGAAUGAAAGAAAAGAAAAUGAGCAUGAAGCUAGUCGAAGGUUAAAAACUGAGUUUCUUGUGGAAUUUGAUGGAUUACGUUCUGAUGGUGAUGAUCGUAUACUUGUUAUGGGUGCUACUAAUCGACCUCAGGAACUCGACGAUGCAGCUCUUAGAAGAUUUUCAAAGAGGGUUUAUGUGGCACUUCCAAAUCAAGGCACUAGAAUUAAGCUGCUAGAAAAAUUGCUCUCCAAGCAAGACAAUUCUUUAUCAAAAUCAGAUAUAAAACAGUUGGCAAAAUUGACCGAUGGCUAUUCUGGCAGUGACUUAACCGGUUUAGCUAAGGAUGCAUCCCUAGGACCUAUACGAGAGUUAAAUCCAGAACAAGUCAAAUGUGUUGAUCCAAAAGAAAUGAGGAAAGUUUCCAUGUCUGACUUUACAGACUCUUUGAAAAGGAUCAGACGAAGUGUUGCUGCACAAUCUCUGGCAUUUUACUCUCAAUGGAAUUCAGAAUAUGGAGAUGUUACAAUAUGACAACUGAUAUAUUUAGGUGUCUCAAUUGUUUUAGUUACUUACCUAAAUAAAUACUGAAGCUCUUU
Molecule: messenger RNA, 2123 nt
Organism: Parasteatoda tepidariorum (common house spider)
Lineage: Eukaryota; Metazoa; Arthropoda; Arachnida; Araneae; Theridiidae
Gene: spas
Product: spastin
Cellular component (GO): microtubule cytoskeleton
Molecular function (GO): ATP binding; microtubule severing ATPase activity; ATP hydrolysis activity
Source: RefSeq, a predicted model, not a curated record